AUGGCAUUUUUGAUGAAUGGACACAACGUUCCGGCCCGGAAAGCUGGAGCCUUCGCCCUCUAUCUGCACCUGGGUCUGAGUCAAGGACACAGGGCGACAGUAAGGCAAGAUGAAACAGGAGAAAAGGAAGUCUGCCUGGCAUUUGGGGCAACCAUGGUCUUCUUUGGCCUGCGCCCACUUCUGCUGGGCAGUGCCAUGGCUGUGGCGCGCUGUAUGGGCAUCACGCAACCCCUGCUUCACGCAGCCCUGGUCACAGUGGCCCAUGUUCGUCUGUUGGUGUUGCUGUUGUGCUCCCUGGAGCUACUGGUGGCAGCACUACCACUUGUAGAGGUGGGAACCUACACUCCCAGUUACAUGCAGUUCCUCGGCACAUGGUGUUUCUUGCCCAUCCAAGACUCACAGUCUGAUGCAAGCCUCACCCUGGUAUUCUCAGGUCUGGGACUCUCAGCACUCAUCCCCUCCCCGCUUUGCAACACCUUGAGUGAGUUGGCACUGCCAUGCCGGACAAGCUGGCGAGGAUUCAGGAAAAAACCUUCUGGACGAUAUGCCUCUGCCUCAUCCUCCUCCUGUUCUUCCCUGGAUGUUGAAAUGAUGGCCCAACUGGCUCUCAUCACUUGAUCCUGUGUGUGCUGA
Molecule: messenger RNA, 633 nt
Organism: Hypomesus transpacificus
Lineage: Eukaryota; Metazoa; Chordata; Actinopteri; Osmeriformes; Osmeridae
Gene: ptger1c
Product: prostaglandin E receptor 1c (subtype EP1)
Biological process (GO): inflammatory response; positive regulation of cytosolic calcium ion concentration; adenylate cyclase-activating G protein-coupled receptor signaling pathway
Cellular component (GO): plasma membrane
Molecular function (GO): prostaglandin E receptor activity; thromboxane receptor activity
Source: RefSeq, a predicted model, not a curated record